AUGGCGACGCACGCUGGACCGUGCUUCUCCGCCGCUGUGCUGCCUUUGCUCCUCGGUUUCCUGCUUCUGCGAGGAGCACCGUCGCGCGCCGCUGAUACAAACACCGUCGCCGUCGGCCAGCCGCUGUCAGGCCGAAAGAGGCUCGUGUCCAAGCGCGGCAAGUUCGCGCUCGGCUUCUUCCAGCCUGCAGAAUCAUCGCGGCACUGGUACCUCGGCAUUUGGUACAACCAAAUCUCCGAGCACACCACGGUGUGGGUCGCCAACCGGGACGCGCCGCUCUCCGACCCGGCUUCCUCGCAGCUCUCUAUCUCCAGCGACGGCAACAUGGUCCUCCUCCACGGCGACCGUGCCAAGUCCCCGGCACUCUGGUCCACCGGCGUCGCCAGCAUUCCACCCAGCAGCUCCACGGUCGGCGUCCUGCUCGACACGGGCAACCUCGUCCUGACGGACGCGUCCAACACCUCAGUCGUGCUGUGGCAGAGCUUCGACCACUUCGGGGACACGUGGCUGCCGGGCGGCAGGCUCGGCCGGAACAAGCGCACCGGCGAGGUCACGCGCCUGUUCGCGUGGAAGGGCUACGACGACCCGGCGCCGGGCGUGUUCGCCCUGGAGCUCGACCCGAACGGCACGAGCCAGUACCUGCUCAACUGGAACGGCAGCAUGGAGUACUGGACCAGCGGCAACUGGACCGGCGACGGGUUCACCGGCGUGCCGGAGCUGAAGGCCUAUAGCAACUCCCCGAUGUCCAUGUACAACUUCGGCUACGUCGACGGCAAGGACGAGAGCCACUUCUUCUACGACGUCAAGGACGAGGCCGUCGUGACGCGGUUCCUGGUCGACGUGACGGGCCAGAUCAAGUUCCUGACGAGGAGGAGGAGGCUGAAGGCGCAAAGGAGAGUCGUGGAAGGUUCGCUGAUGCCGUUCACGUACCGCGACAUGCAGUCCGUGACCAACAACUUCUCGGACAAGCUCGGCGGCGGCUCCUUCGGGUCGGUGUUCAAAGGGUCGCUCCCCGACGCGACCGCGACGCUGGUCGCGGUGAAGAAGCUCGAGGGCGUGCGUCAGGGGGAGAAGCAGUUCCGCGCGGAGGUGAGCACCAUCGGCACCAUCCAGCACGUCAACCUCAUCCGGCUGCUCGGGUUCUGCUCCGAGGGGACACGGAGGCUGCUCGUCUACGAGCACAUGCCCAACGGCUCUCUGGACAGGCACCUCUUCUCGUCCGGCCCCGGCCCCGGCCAUGGCGUCCUGAGCUGGGAGACGAGGUACCAGAUCGCUCUGGGCGUCGCGAGGGGACUGGACUAUCUGCACGACAAGUGCAGGGACUGCAUCAUACACUGCGACAUCAAGCCGGAGAACAUCCUCCUGGACGACGCGUUCGCCGUGAAGGUAGCGGACUUCGGCCUCGCGAAGCUCAUGGGCCGGGACAUCAGCCGCGUGCUGACGACGAUGAGGGGCACGGUGGGGUACCUCGCGCCGGAGUGGAUCACCGGCACGGCCAUCACGGCCAAGGCCGACGUGUUCAGCUACGGCAUGCUGCUGUUCGAGAUCGUGUCCGGCAGGAGGAACGUGGAGCAGCGGCCGGACGGCACGGUGGACUUCUUCCCGUCGGCGGCCGCGAGCCGGCUCCUGGAUGGCGACGUGAAGAGCACGGUGGACAGGCGGCUCGACGGCGACGCAGAGGUUGGCGAGGUGGAGCGGGCGUGCAAGGUGGCGUGCUGGUGCGUGCAGGACGAGGAGGGCGCGCGGCCGAGCAUGGGGACGGUGGUGCAGGCGCUCGAGGGGCUCGUCGAUGUCGGCAUGCCGCCUGUCCCGAGAAUGCUCAAAGUGCUCGGGGAUCCAGCCAACUACGUCAAGUUCUUUUCAGGGUUGCCGUCGACGUGA
Messenger RNA from Triticum turgidum subsp. durum (durum wheat), 1881 nucleotides. NCBI's taxonomy places the organism in Eukaryota, Viridiplantae, Streptophyta, Magnoliopsida, Poales, Poaceae. The record is from the annotation of a GenBank genome assembly.